AUGAGCAUGAGCAACCAGACCUCAGGCAGUGAUUUUGUCCUCCUGGAUGUGUUCCACAGCACCCCAGUGCCCUGGGUCCUCUUCACACUCACCCUGCUUGAUUUCCUGGUGGCCCUGUUGGGCAACAUGAUAAUAAUCAUCCUCAUCUGUACCGACUCUCUUCUCCACACCCCCAUGUACUUUCUGCUCAGCCAGCUGUCCAUCAUGGAUCUCCUCUAUAUCUCCACGUUUGUCCCUACAAUGGCCCUGAUCUUUCUGUCUGGGGACCACCACAUCUCCUUCGUUGGGUGUAGCUUCCAGAUGUUCCUCUUCUAUCUCCUUGCUGGCUCAGAGUUCCUGCUGCUGGCGGUCAUGACUUAUGACCGCUACGUGGCCAUCUGCCACCCUCUAUGCUACCCCAUCCUCAUGCGCCCCAAGGUCUGUGUGCUCCUAAUACUUGUGGCCUGGUUGGGUGCUCUGAUCAAUUCCUUGUUCUGUGUGGUCUAUACUCUGACACUCCCUUACUGUGCCUCCAGGGAAAUCCAUCAUUUCUUCUGUGAGAUCCCAGCGCUUCUGAAAGUGGCCUGUGCUGACACUUCCCUAUAUGAAAAGAUUGUUUUUGUGUGUGCUGUGAUUUUUUUAACUCCCGUCUCAGCUAUUCUGUGCUCCUAUGGAAGGAUACUCGUCACUGUUCUGGGCAUGGGAUCAGGCCAGGCUCUCAUGAAAACCUUGGCUACUUUCUCCUCUCACAUGAUUGUGGUGUUGCUCUUCUAUGGGUCUGCUAUCUUCACAUACCUUAUGCCAAAGUCCUACCACUCCCCCGAGCAGGAAGAAGUGGCCUCUGUGAUCUACACCAUCAUUUCACCCAUGCUCAACCCCCUCAUCUACAGCCUGCGGAACAAGGACGUCACUAGAGUGUUUAGGAAAGUUUUCAGAGUGUGA
Messenger RNA from Talpa occidentalis (Iberian mole), 921 nucleotides. Its product is annotated as olfactory receptor 2T27-like. The record is from RefSeq and is a predicted model, not a curated record. Gene Ontology annotation, biological process: G protein-coupled receptor signaling pathway. Gene Ontology annotation, molecular function: olfactory receptor activity; G protein-coupled receptor activity. Lineage: Eukaryota; Metazoa; Chordata; Mammalia; Eulipotyphla; Talpidae. Gene Ontology annotation, cellular component: membrane.